Molecule: messenger RNA, 1836 nt
Organism: Onychostruthus taczanowskii (white-rumped snowfinch)
Lineage: Eukaryota; Metazoa; Chordata; Aves; Passeriformes; Passeridae
Product: nuclear receptor subfamily 1 group I member 3-like
Exons: 8
Coding region: 19-1383 (454 amino acids)
Biological process (GO): cell differentiation; positive regulation of transcription by RNA polymerase II; negative regulation of transcription by RNA polymerase II
Molecular function (GO): nuclear receptor activity; RNA polymerase II cis-regulatory region sequence-specific DNA binding; zinc ion binding
Source: RefSeq, a predicted model, not a curated record
GCAGGGGACACACAGGGAAUGGAGGGGACGCACGGAGACCGCCAGCGACACGCGGGGACAGCCGGGGACACUCGGGGACCCGAUGUCCCCUCACCGACAGCACCGGGGGACAGCGGCUCAGCCGUGUCCCUGCCGAGCCCCCCCGGCACGGAGCGAAGCCCCCGGGACCCCCCUGGGGACACGGAGCCCGACGGGGACAAAGUGUGCGCCGUGUGCGGGGACAGGGCCAACGGGUACCACUUCCACGUCAUGAGCUGCGAGGGCUGCAAGGGCUUCUUCAGGCGCUCCAUCAUCAAAGGUGUCCGCUUCACGUGUCCCCUGGCGCGGCGCUGCCCUGUCACCAAGGCCAAGCGGCGACAGUGCCAGGCGUGUCGCCUCCAGAAGUGCCUCGACGUGGGCAUGAGGAGGGACAUGAUCAUGUCCGAGGAGGCGCUGAGGCGGCGGCGGGAGCUGCGGGGACAGCGGGGACAGCCCGGGGGACAGCGGGGACAGCCCGGGGGACAGCGGGGACAGGAGGGACUGACGGCCGAGCAGCAGGAGCUGAUCGCGCUCCUCAUCGGCGCCCACCAGCGCACCUUCGACUCCAGCUUCUCGCAGUUCAUGCACUGCUGGCCCGCCGUGCGCCUGCUGGCGCCCAGCCCCCCGGGCGCGGGUGUCGCCGCGGGGGUGUCGCUGUCGCCGUGCGAGGAGGCGCUGCCGGACGUGCUGUCGCUGCUGCCGCAGUUCGCGGACCUGAGCACGUUCAUGAUCCAGCAGGUGAUCAAAUUCGCCAAGGAGAUCCCGGUGUUCAGGAGUUUGCCGCUGGAGGCGCAGAUCUCGCUGCUGAAAGGAGCCACGCUGGGGAUCUGCCAGAUCCGCUACAACACCAUCUUCAACCCCGCCACCAAGGCCUGGGAGUGCGGCCAGCGCUGCUACACCAUCCACGACGGGGCCCUGGCCGGUUUCCAGCAGGUGUACCUGGAGCCGCUGCUCAAGUUCCACGAGAGCCUGCGGCGGCUGCGGCUGCACGAGGCCGAGUACGCCCUGCUGCAGGCCAUGCUGCUCUUCUCGCCUGGUGAGCCGCCCCGCGGGGGCUUGGGGGGGGGACACACGGGGACACCCCCAUGUCCCCAAGGCCCCGCUGAGGUCACCCCCGCGCUCCCUGCAGACCACGCCGGCAUCGCCCAGCGCGAUGUCAUCGACCGGUUCCAGGAGGAGGUGGCGCUGACCCUGCAGAGCUACAUCGAGCACCGGCAUCCCCCCCCCGAGGGCAGGUUCCUGUACGCCAAGCUGCUGCUGCUGCUGACGGAGCUGCAGACGCUGAAGGUGGAGAACACGCGGCAGAUCCUGCACAUCCAGGACCUGUCGGCCAUGACGCCGCUGCUCUCCGAGAUCAUCAGCUGAGCGCGGCGCCCUGCCCCGUGUCACCCCCCCGGUCCCCAAGUGUCACCCCCGGCCGCCACCGGGCACAGAGUAAAGCUCCUUUAUUUAUCCGGGCUCCCGGGUGCGUCAGCGCAGGGAAACUGAGGCACGGCCGCCGCGGCGCUGGGGACAACGGGGACCCCCAGUGGCAGCGGCCACCCGCGGGAGGUGGCACUGGGGACAACGGGGACCCCCAGCCCUCCCGUGGCGCUGUCACUCGCUGUCCCCAGCCUGCGUUGUCCCCGCGGGUCCCUGUGGCACCUGCAUGGCCCGGCCUGGUGGCUCCCUGAGCAGGACGGUGCCACUUGCCCGCUGUCCCUGCUGUCCCCUGUCCUGUCACCGCUGUCCCCUGUGUGCUGUCCCCUGUCCUGCCCUGCUGUCCCCUGUCCUGUCCCUGCUGUCCCCACUGUCCCCGCUGUCCCUGCUGUCCUGUCC